Guillardia theta CCMP2712 is the source of this 1674-nucleotide messenger RNA. RefSeq lists its product as hypothetical. Gene Ontology annotation, molecular function: aspartic-type endopeptidase activity. Gene Ontology annotation, biological process: proteolysis. The coding region runs from base 1 to 1674 and encodes 557 amino acids. The record is from RefSeq and is a predicted model, not a curated record. NCBI's taxonomy places the organism in Eukaryota, Cryptophyceae, Pyrenomonadales, Geminigeraceae. The transcript has 2 exons.
AUGGAUAUAGAGUCUAGGGCUAUUUCCGGAAAGGGAAGGAGGGAGGGCAUGGUUGCGAUCCGAUGGCGGUGCGCAGCGGUUGGGAUGGUGUGCGCCAUGGUGGUGAUGGUGCAGGGGAAGAUAACGGGAAAGGGAGCUGUGAAGCAGCAGCUCUUUGAUGAGGCCUAUAGGCCCGAGGACUCAAGACACUUCGAGGUUUCUGCCAGCUCGACGUUCAAGCCCGAUACGUCUCGGCAGUUUGAUCUAGCCUAUGCCGAUGGGACGGAGUUGAAGGGCUUCAAUGCUCACGACAUUGUCCAGUUGGGCAAUUUCCAUGGACUCGCUCCUUUUGGCGUCAUCACGGACUGCAACAGUCCUGAUUUCAACGGUGUGGAUGGAAUUCUUGGAUUUGGCCUACCGAAGCCAGGCUUCGAGGGACGACAGCUUCCUCGUCCCAUCCUCUGGGCUCUCACAGACAAGGGCGUCCAGGACUCGAACGCUCAGGCCCUAACACGCAAGUUCUCGUUCUUCUCCACAGACAGCGCGGCUGAGUUGCAGCUGGGAGGUUACGACCCGUCUACCUGCACGGACGUGAUGCUGUACACACCUUCUCUGUCCUCGACAGAUUUCAUAGUGGGAGUGACCUCCCUCAAGUACGGACACCCGUCCCAGAGCGAUCAUGUCGAACUCCUCAAGUUCAAGGACCCAACAGGCGAGGAGUACCUGCCAGCCAUCAUGGACUCGGGAACUUCAUGUCUUGUGAUGCCAGGUGACAAAAUGAAUGGCAAGCUGCAGAACAGUCCCUUCGAUGACUUCACGGAGCUAUGGGAUGAAGGCACGUCGUUUUGGAUCACCAUCGGAGGUCACACCUUUGAGAUUCCCUACCACUCUUGGUUCCUUGCUGAGACGAAUCAGACUUGCGUCCAGCCGUCCCCUGAUGGCAUGCAAGGGCUGCUGAUCGGAGAUGUCUUCUUCCGCGAGUACAUGGUGGAGUUCGAUAUGCAGGACGAAGCAAGACCCAUCAUCGGAAUCGCAAAGCUGAACAAGGCGUACAGCCCCGUCGGUCAGAAUGAGUUGGGGUAUUACAAACUCGAUCAAGCGCCCCGUGCCAAGCUGCAGCUACUGAAGGGUGAAGAGACCAUGUUUUCAGCCGAGCACAGCAAGAAGCUGGAUGAAGUCGAUCAGGUGCCAAUCUUCAACAAGAAAGGAACUCAGUACUUUAUGGACUUGGCGAUUGGAACGCCGAAGCAGCCCUUCACUGUCAUCUUUGACACAGGAUCCGCCGUCUUUGGAGUCUUCACCGUCAAGGCGAAGUUGCCGUCUGAGAUCCAACAGCAGCUUGCCAGCAGCUCAUCUUUCAAGAUUCGGGUCGACUCCAUGAACACGUUGAUGCAGUGGGAUCAGAUCCAUGGCAAGGCUGUCCGAGACGUCGAGCUGGGUCAGGAGGGUCAAGCUGUCUCACUUGCUGUUGCUGGAUCUUCCUUGUCGGGACAGAGCAAGUUCUCCACAGUGAGCGGAAUGAGCUUCGCUGGAGGGCUGUUGAUUCUUGCUCUGAUCGCGAACAUCAUGAUCGGCCUCGCUUACUUGUCUAGGCGGCGGCGAGGAAAGGCAACAUCGACCUACACUGAAAUGCUGUAUUCUUCGAACCAGUAUGGUUCUGUUCCCAUCGCGAUCUCUACUCCUCAACCCGUCUAA